AUGUUGAGUAACACAUCUAGAGCCCAUACCAAAACGGCGGACAGCGAGGCUACCGAAGGCGAAAAGUUCUACUCAUCGCCGUGGUCAGUCCUUAGCGAUAAUGAGAGCAAUACCUUCGAAGAAAAUGUCGGCUAUGGUAGCAGCCGUGGGCCGCUGGAACCUAUCGCAAUCAUCGGUAUGAGCUGUCGGCUUUCAGGGAGCGCAACAGAUGUCUCCAGUCUCUGGGAGAUGUUGAAAUCAGGACGGUCUGCAUGGACUCCUGGACCCGAGAUGAGAUUCAACAUGAAAGCGUUCCAAGAGCCGACGGGAACUAGAUCGGGGCCUCCGAUUAUCACGAAAUCGCCACGCGAGAUAUCGAACAACCACCGCUAUACCUGA
This is a messenger RNA of Aspergillus ochraceoroseus IBT 24754, 378 nucleotides long. Its product is annotated as putative polyketide synthase. Bases 1 to 378 code for a protein of 125 amino acids. The record is from RefSeq and is a predicted model, not a curated record. The transcript has a single exon. Gene Ontology annotation, molecular function: fatty acid synthase activity. NCBI's taxonomy places the organism in Eukaryota, Fungi, Ascomycota, Eurotiomycetes, Eurotiales, Aspergillaceae. Gene Ontology annotation, biological process: secondary metabolite biosynthetic process; fatty acid biosynthetic process.